Molecule: messenger RNA, 1473 nt
Organism: Histoplasma mississippiense
Lineage: Eukaryota; Fungi; Ascomycota; Eurotiomycetes; Onygenales; Ajellomycetaceae
Exons: 2
Coding region: 1-1473 (490 amino acids)
Biological process (GO): ribosome biogenesis
Cellular component (GO): preribosome, large subunit precursor
Molecular function (GO): protein binding
Source: RefSeq, a predicted model, not a curated record
AUGGACGGGCUAGAGGAUGGCCCCCUUGAUGCUAGCACAGCCACGUCGCAGAAACCCCAGAGACAAGUACGCCUAAAACUCACUUCGCGGCAUGAAGACAUAGCACUUCCAGAAAGCACCGGGCCAAUUCUAGUGCCUACCGGUCUACGCCGAUACGCUCUAUCGACUCUGGUGAACAACCUGCUGGAAUCCGAGAAGCCAAUUCCAUUCGAGUUUUUAAUAAACGGAACAUACCUACGAACGUCUAUCGACGAGUAUUUAACAGCAAAUGGUAUUUCGGCUGAGACAACACUCGACGUCGAGUAUGUUCGUGCGCUCGUUCCGCCGUUGCAUGUCGCUUCUUUCCUUCACGAUGACUGGGUGAGCGCCGUGGAUGUCCUUUCGGACACCUCGAUAGCUGGAAGCAAAUCUCGAGUAAAUGCAGGCCAGGAGAGGAUAUUAUCGGCAAGCUAUGACGGAUUAUUGAGAAUGUGGAACAUGUCUUCAGAGACAAUUGCUUUAUCGCCAGCUGCACGCGAAGGGGGACAUACGGCUUCAGUCAAGUGCGCGAGAAUGGUCUCGCCAAGCCAAAUAAUAUCGUCCGGGCUUGACCGUACAGUGCGAUUGUGGAAAUACACUGAAAGCGAAGACGGAUUCUCAGCUUCGAUUACUCCACAACUGGAACUAUAUGGGCAUAAAGGCAGCGUGGAUUCAAUAUCCAUGCAUGCGCAAUCACAUCGUAUCCUCUCUGCCUCAGCGGACCAUUCGGUAGGAUUCUGGUCGACCAGAAAAUCAGAAAACCCCGCAGCUCCUGAAAGCCUGCUCCCAUCAAAUACCUCCCGAAGCUCGAAGAGACGAAAGCUCAAUUCGUCCGUUUCCGUUCCGCAACGUGGCCCACUCGCGUUAUUCAAGUCGCAUACCGCCCCUGUCUCCGCUGCUAUAUUUGAUGCGAAGGACCCUACUGUCGGCUACUCCACGUCAUGGGACCAUUCGCUGCGCACCUGGGAUCUGGUCACCGGCACCCUAGUCGACACACGUACGGCCUCCCACUCGCUCCUAUCAGUCUCACAUAUGCCUGAGCUCAGCCUUCUUGCCUCAGGGACCUCCGCUAGACAUAUCACACUAAUAGACCCGCGCGCCUCAGCGACAACGGUCUCAGCACUAACGCUCAGAGGCCAUACGAAUGCCGUCGUUUGUCUGGCUCGCGAUCCUGAUAGUACAUAUGGAUUGAUUAGUGGUAGCCACGAUGGUACAUGUCGGAUAUGGGAUGUGCGGUCAACCAGGACAGACAAAGACGGGGUUAUGGGUGAGAGCAUCUAUUCGAUCCCAAGGAAGAGCGUGGGAGGUGCUGGAAAGCGUGUUGGCGGGGAGGGUGUCAAGGUGUUUGAUGUUUGCUGGGAUAAGUCUGUGGGGAUCGUUAGUAGUGGGGAGGAUAAAAUGAUACAGAUUAAUAGGGGCGAAGGGGUAUUGCCGAACGGAGGCAGUGAUAGAUAG